Molecule: messenger RNA, 1454 nt
Organism: Galdieria sulphuraria
Lineage: Eukaryota; Rhodophyta; Bangiophyceae; Galdieriales; Galdieriaceae
Product: Patatin-like phospholipase
Exons: 2
Coding region: 43-1419 (458 amino acids)
Biological process (GO): lipid metabolic process
Source: RefSeq, a predicted model, not a curated record
CACGAACUUUGGGUUACCCAUCCAAGAUUGUUGUUUUCCUAUAUGAAUAGUGCAUCUUCUCCUAACAACUGGAAGCAGAAAAUUCUCUAUGGAAAUAAAAACUACAAGUUAACACUGUCCGAAAGAAAAAAGCGAGACGAAGAAGCAAAAACACGCAAUUCAACCAUCCAACAGCAAAUACAACGGUACAAGGAAAAGUUACAUUCCAAAAUAAGAGGAGAAAUGAUCGAUUUCUUACAAGAAAUUCAUACGUUGGUAUUUAGUGGUGGUGGGGUAUUGGGUACUGGUUUCUUAGGUGCCUUAAGCGCUUGUAUCGAUUAUGGUCUAGUGCUCAAAAAAAUAAGAAAGUAUGCUGGUGUUUCCGCAGGUUCGAUUUGUGCAGCCUUGUUGGCAGUUGGCUACAGCGCUUCCGAACUAUAUGAAGUUUUAGAAAGAUGCGAUUUUUCACAACUGGUAAAAGUACAAUGGACAAGAGUAUCCAAGAUUGCUUGUUCUUGUUUGGCACACUCUGAGGUUGGAAUCAAUAGUGGUGAUAGAUUAUAUCGUUGGAUUGGUCAAUUGAUUGCUAAGAAGACAGGCGUUGCCAACUUGACCUUUCAUCAAUUGAAAUCAAGAUAUCACAAGGAUUUGAUUAUUGUGGCUACUGCAGUGGACUCUUUUGAAAAAAUAUUACUUUGUGCUAAAAAUUAUCCCGAAAUGGAGAUAGCUUUGGCUGUACGUGCAUCCAGUAGCAUACCCGGAAUCUAUGAACCCGUGGAAUAUGCCAAUCAUUUAUUGGUAGAUGGUGGUUUAUUGGAUAAUUAUCCAUUAGAUGUUGUCACUCCUAGUCAUCAAGUUUUAGGUUUUCGUAUCACCGACAAAUCCAAUAUGGAACGGGAAUUAAGAGCAGAGUUUGUGGAAGGACUUGCCAUAGUAGAUGCAGAAACAUUUGAUAGAACAAGGCAUCGUAUUUUGGAAGAAGCCGGAAUAUUGGAGGAUAUGGAAGGCAUCGAUAAAUAUGGCUCAGAUGAUGGUCGUUAUUCCUUUUUGAAUCGAGUCGUUUCCUGCAUGAUGUGGGAAUUGGAACGGUUACAGAUUUAUCGAAAUAUUAAAGGAAGAACGAUAUAUGUAAAUAGUGGUAAAUAUUCAUUUUUGCAAUUGAAGUUGACGAAAGAGGAGAAAAUGGAACUAUUUUUGUUGGGUUAUCGCAGUUGUUUGUGUAGUUUACAGUUGAUCAUGGAAAUGGAACCCGACUUGAGUCGUCUUGGUGCUUGUUCCUUUCGAGUGGAUCGUUUUCUUCAACAAACGAAUGGUUUGGAGUCCACUGAGCCAUCUUCAUUAUCAUCUGCUACCAUUUCUCUUCCUCUUCCUCCACCAUCAUCAUCAUUAUUAUUAAUGCCUGUGAUUGAAGAAAACUCACAAGAAAAUAGUAGAAUGUGAUUCGAUAUGGAAAGAAUGAAUAUCAUAGCAACAAA